AUGCAAGAGGAAUCGACAGCCAGUUUCGCAGGGAGCAGUUUUGGCGGGACGGCAAGUUUUACAGGCGGCAUGAGCACCACGGGAGAUAUUUUUGAGAGCAGGCUUGAAAGGCUCCUGGACGCCAAACUUGCAGAACACCUUGGUCAAGACGAGGCUACACGCACAAUUCUCGCUCAUUUAGAGCGAAUUGCUGAUUCCGUUGAGGCCCUGGCCGUGACGCGGAGGCCUUCGCAACACAGACCAACCUCACCAAAGGACCCAAGCUCACCCGGGGUUCGAGCGAAGCCACGUCGACCCGUCGCCUCCAUACAGAGCCUGGUGGAGUUGGAGAGCGCUUUUCUGCAGGAGGUUUGCGAAAUCCGAUCUGAACGCCGCAGAAGUCAGGUCGCUCCUGCGGAACAGACUGUCAAGUUUCUGCCGAUAGCACCAGAAAAGAACGACGAGUUGGCACUGCCAGAACCACCAGAAUCCCCAGUACCUGGACUUGUGAACUCCGAUGUUGACGACGCAGAUGUACUGCCGAAAGCAGUUCUGCCACAGUCUGCGCAGAAGCGCCCUCGAUAUCGACAUGCUGGCUCAACUCUUGUCGUCAUGAACCAAGAGUCACAAGCGUGUAUCCUGGAUUCGCAUACCGCGACACACCUCAGCUACCAGGAGCCAGACCCCGUCGAGCUCGACCUGGGUUCCAGGCUGCUCCUAGCCAUACCAGGUUGCCUUUUCUGGGCGGCCGGUAUACCCGUCUUCGUGUUGUCUGCAAUCCUGAUAUUCUUGAAGACCUUCAAAGAGGAGCUCAACACCUCCCAGGCUUUGAGCUUCAGACUGGCGUCUAGCAUGCUCUAUGGUUUGGUAUCAACUUUUUGCGUCGCCCGCUUGCGGAGAGCCCUGCUAUCAGAAGACCUGAACCUGGCAGUGGAUCGGCUACACAUGUUCGUGGCCGACUUCAAACUGCACUGGAGCGAGGUCAGUGGCCAGGAAUGGCGAAAGUAUGUUGUGGCGUGGCUUUGCCUAGUCCUGUGUGGAGUGGUUCACUACAGCUUGGAAAUCUGGAUGGGCCAAAAGAGGGCCACGCAACUUUACGCUGAGGAGCCGGCCUGGAUCUGGUCGGUGUACGCUGUACAGAUCUUGCUCUUGAUUUGCUUUGCAGUGUCCAGUGCCGUCUUCAUGGUGAUCACUUACGUGCAGUCUCAUCUCCUCCUGGGGCUAGACAAAGUCUUGGACUGCUGGUGCGGGCAGAUAGUCGAUUGCCCAGACUUCAUCGAGGGUGUGAGCAGCUGGAAUGCAAUGCAAGCACUACUGAAGUGCGUUGGACGAGAGCUUGCCGGCAGCUUUGUGGCGUUGCAAGCCGUGGGAGCACUUGGCUUCGCCUUCUUUCUUGGUGGAUCAGUAAGCUUUGCAUUUCGCACCGACUUCGAACCUGUGGCACUACUUGCUGAAAUCCUCGCGUCGGUGCCGCUGCCCUUUCUCUUCGUUCUGAACAUGCGUGUGUGUGCUCAUGGGGCUGCUUUGACAGAGAAAUGUCGUGCCAUACCAGCUUUCGUCAAUCAACUCCAAUCCGACUUACCGAACGAUUUCGACCGUCAGUAUUUGGUGAGGUACAUUACAGACAGCUCCGCCGGCUUCUUUAUCCACGACGUGAAACUAACCCAGGAAAUCUUCCUGAAGCAAUUCAUUGUGUUGGGAUCCCUUGUCUCUGGCUUCGUCAGCGUGCUGUCCCGAAUUCUUUUGUGA
Symbiodinium sp. CCMP2592 is the source of this 1728-nucleotide messenger RNA. NCBI's taxonomy places the organism in Eukaryota, Dinophyceae, Suessiales, Symbiodiniaceae. The record is from the annotation of a GenBank genome assembly.